AAAUCAGCAUGUUACUUCUGCGUGUCUCCACUCUGUCGCGGUCGUGUGUGUGUGUGUAUGGGUUAACAUCUUUUGAUACGUGAUUCUAAUAAAACAAUUACACGGAUAUUUACGAAAAUAGGCUAUCAUUGAUCAUGGCAAAUAAAAUAAUACAGCAGAAAUUGUACCGAUUCAAAAGACCAUCUCGAUGGGAUUCCGGUUUGGGGGCUGAGAUGCCUGAAGCUUACAAAAAAUUUUGGAAAGAGUGGAAAUUGACCCAACCAGCCGCAGUUCAUUAUAUUGAGAAAGAAGGAAAAUUUGAAAUGGAUGAACGUUUGGGUAUGGUAGUACCUAUACAAAAUGUUCCACUGCCUCUGAAAUACCCAAAAGAACUAAAUGAUGGAAUAUGGGGUGGAGAAGCAGUCGUUCAAGGCUUCGUUAAGAAAUCUAAAUGGAGAAGGAGAGUUCCUCAUUUUUGGGUUCCGUCACUUCAAAAAUCGGUUCUUUACAGUGAGGUUCUCGAUACUCAUAUGCGAGCAACUGUAACUAAGAGAACAUUAGAUUUGAUCCAUGAGAAUUAUGGGUUCGAUCAUUAUUUACUGAAGACACUGGCCUGCGAUUUGAGAUCCGAGUUGGCUUUAGGAAUAAAGAGAAAAAUUUUACUGGCGUUAGCCGACCAAACUUUGUAUCCUGAAAAUCCGAAGAAGAAAGAAGAAGUUUUAGCAAAAUAUCAACAGUAUCUUGAAGCCUAUACGCGCGAAGAAAUUGAAUGGUAUGGUCUAACCUGGGAAGAGGCGUGCAAGAAAUGGGCGAGAAAAAAGUUGGCGGAUGCGCCCCCGGUACAGCCAUUGAAACACGUGUACAGAUCGGAGCUUAUAGCAAAACUGAAAGAAGCACAAAUACAAUUGGCAGCGGAUGUUGAAACAUCCAAGUCAGGAAGCUCGUGGAUGUCGAAGCUCAAUCCUUUCACUAAAACACCGAAGGAACAGUAAACUUUUUUCAGAGUCGCAAUUCGCGUGUAUGUACAUAAGCUGUUCGGAACACGAACAAAUAAAGCGUGUGUUUCAACUGGA
Molecule: messenger RNA, 1052 nt
Organism: Venturia canescens
Lineage: Eukaryota; Metazoa; Arthropoda; Insecta; Hymenoptera; Ichneumonidae
Gene: mRpL28
Product: mitochondrial ribosomal protein L28
Exons: 6
Coding region: 135-971 (278 amino acids)
Cellular component (GO): mitochondrial large ribosomal subunit
Molecular function (GO): structural constituent of ribosome
Source: RefSeq, a predicted model, not a curated record